Sciurus carolinensis (gray squirrel) is the source of this 3260-nucleotide messenger RNA. RefSeq names its product estrogen receptor 2 (gene Esr2). The transcript is spliced from 11 exons. Bases 562 to 2208 code for a protein of 548 amino acids. Gene Ontology annotation, biological process: estrogen receptor signaling pathway; cellular response to estradiol stimulus; regulation of DNA-templated transcription. Gene Ontology annotation, molecular function: steroid binding; nuclear estrogen receptor activity; nuclear receptor activity. The record is from RefSeq and is a predicted model, not a curated record. NCBI's taxonomy places the organism in Eukaryota, Metazoa, Chordata, Mammalia, Rodentia, Sciuridae. Gene Ontology annotation, cellular component: nucleus.
UGUUGUGCCCAGUGGCUCAAGACCCCACAGAGACCACCAGAGACCACGAUCAAAGCAAGCAACAAAGAGUCAUUUAUUAGCAAGCUCCAACCUGGUCCUCCUUGCACUCGGUAACCGGUGCGGGAACAGGCUCAUCGUGAAGUCGGGGUGAUCUCUCCAGCUGCUGGCCCUUUUGACACUCUCUACGCCCCUGCCGGGAGGCCGUGGGAAACGCCGAGGCUGCAGGAACCACCUCUUGAAACUUACAGGGUGCGGAGGAGGUGACCAGAGCUGGGGCUGAGAGGGACCAUCGCGUGUUGCAACUGGCAUUCCUGGCAUCCGGGGCUGCGGGUAAAGGCUGGCGACAGGGCUGGGUUGCGAGUUGCUCUCACUUUCUGCAGCAGGUGGCCGAGAGCCAGCUCCGAGAGUGGAACUUCUCCUAGAUAUUUUAGAGACUGCAAGGCCGGCGUGUUUACCUGUGAGCCAUUAUACCUGCCCAUGAGUCCUUGAGUCCUUGAGAUCUGUAUAAUGUCCCUUUGUGCUUCUUACAAGGAGUUUUCUCAGCUGCUGCCUGUUUAAGACAUGGAUAUUAAAAACUCACCACCUAGACUUAACGCUCCUGCCUCCUACAACUGCAGUCAAUCAGUCCUGCCCCUGGAGCAUGGCCCCAUAUACAUCCCUUCCUCCUAUGUAGACAGCCAUCAUGAAUAUUCGGCCGUGACGUUCUACAGCCCUGCUGUGAUACAUUACGGUAUCUCCAGCACUGCAGACAACUCAGGAGGUGGGCCUGGUCCACAGACCGCAAGCCCAAAUGUGUUGUGGCCGACUCCUGGGCACCUCUCUCCUUUAGCAAUUCAUUGUCAGCCAUCACUUCUGUAUGCAGAGCCUCAGAAGAGUUCUUGGUGUGAGGCAAGAUCGCUGGAACACCCCUCACCUGUAAACAGAGAGACACUGAAAAGGAAGGUUAGUGUGAGCCAUUGCACCAGCCCUGUUACUAGUCCAAGUUCAAAAAGGGAUGCUCACUUCUGUGCGGUCUGCAGCGAUUAUGCAUCUGGAUAUCACUAUGGAGUCUGGUCGUGUGAAGGAUGUAAGGCCUUUUUUAAAAGAAGCAUUCAAGGGCAUAAUGAUUAUAUUUGUCCAGCUACAAAUCAGUGUACCAUAGAUAAGAACCGGCGUAAAAGCUGCCAGGCCUGCCGACUUCGGAAGUGCUAUGAAGUAGGAAUGGUGAAAUGUGGCUCCCGGAGAGAAAGGUGUGGGUACCACAUGGCGAGACGACAGAAAAGCUCCAGCGAGCAGCUGCAUUGCCUGAGCAAAGCCAAGAAAAAUGGUGGACACCCGCUGCGAGCAAAGGAGCUGCUGCUGAGUGCCCUGAGCCCGGAGCAGCUGGUGCUCACCCUCCUCGAGGCGGAGCCACCCAACGUGCUGGUGAGCCGCCCCAGCACACCCUUCACGGAGGUCUCCAUGAUGAUGUCCCUCACCAAGCUGGCCGACAAGGAGCUGGUGCACAUGAUCGGCUGGGCCAAGAAAAUUCCCGGCUUUGUGGAGCUCAGCCUGUUGGACCAGGUGCAGCUCCUGGAGAGCUGCUGGAUGGAGGUGCUGAUGGUGGGGCUGAUGUGGCGCUCAAUCGACCACCCCGGCAAGCUCAUCUUUGCUCCAGACCUCGUUCUGGACAGGUCAUCAGAAGACCCUCAUUCGCACGUUGCGCAGAUGAAGAGCGGUGCCCCAAGGGAUGAGGGGAAAUGCGUAGAAGGAAUCCUGGAAAUCUUUGACAUGCUGCUGGCAACAACUUCAAGGUUUCGUGAGUUGAAACUCCAGCACAAAGAGUAUCUCUGUGUCAAGGCCAUGAUCCUCCUCAACUCCAGUAUGUACCCUUCGGCCGCCGCAGGCCCGGAGGCGGAGAGCAGCCGGAAGCUGAGUCAGCUGCUGAACGCCGUGACGGACGCCCUGGUCUGGGUGAUCGCCAGGAGCGGCCUCCCCGCCCAGCAGCAGUCGCUGCGCCUGGCUAAUCUGCUGAUGCUCCUCUCUCACGUCAGGCACGUCAGUAACAAGGGCAUGGAACAUCUACUCAGCAUGAAGUGCAAACACGUGGUCCCCGUGUAUGACCUGCUGCUGGAGAUGCUGAAUGCCCACACGCUCCGCGGGUACAAGUCCUCCGUCUCGGGGUCUGAGUGCAGCUCCGCAGAGGACAGUAAGAGCAAAGAGGGCUCCCAGAACCCACAGUCUCCGUGAUGCCUGGCCCUGGGGUGAACGGGCCCACAGGGGUCAAAGUCAGAAGCACGAACUCCAGCAGGUCGGGAGCCUGGCCUUCACCACCCUUCCGCGGAGAGGCCUCCAUCCGGGUAUGGCAGCCUUGGCCAUGUUUGGUCCUCCCCCCACCUUCCACGUGUCAGGAGUCAGGGUGAGAAAGUUAAGUUUUCCUUGUACUGGGGGCACGUGAACAGAGUCCCAUGCUGCAUGGCCUCACAGGAUCUCCUGUGGUCCCUUUCUUAUUUUCCAUCUCCCUUCUACCCCUUUGGGAAAUAUCUUAAAGGUCUUGGAAUGAAUGGUGUAAAUCUGACCUGAAAGUAUUGCAAAUUAAAGGACAGAAUGUGACACAUGGGUAGGAAGUGGAGUAACCCUUACUGCAGUCCCUUUAGAGUGGAACUCGGGCCACUCUCUUCUGGACCAUUUGAUGAUACCAUCAAAAACUAUAAUGGCAAUCAGUUAACUAGCUUCACAUACCUACCUCACAGGCCUGUGAGGACUGAUGUCAUGUUCUUAUGUUCUGUUAAAGGCCAGGACAGUGGUCAAGCUGGCAUGUGAGCCACGCUCUUCCUCCCAGACCUCGUUGUUCUCUUUGCACAGAUCUGUCCUUCGAGUCACAAUCACGGAGCACACCGACUUUUUGGUGUGUGUGACCACUUUCAUGGAGGUUUGUGGCAGAUUCAAAUUUCUCUGCCCUGGGCUGGGGCUAUAGGUCAGUUGGUAGAGUACUUGCCUCGCAUGCACAAGGCCCGGUGUUCAAUCCCCAGCACCACCCAAAAAAUAAAUAAAUAAAAUUUCUCUGGACCUUCUUGAAACUGUUGUCUCAGUGGGCCUAGCACGUGUGCUGCAGAAAGACCUUGUGUGUGCAGGAAUGGGAUUCUCUCUUGUGGGUGUGGGUUUUAGCCACAGAUCUUCCCAGGGUGCUGUGAAUGCGGUUUCCAUCUUACAUAGCAGGGGUGGCAGCCAUAACUGCCACAUCAACCACCCGGGAGACACAGGGACAAGAUGGGUUACAGACGCGCAUGGCCACAGAAAGG